Papilio xuthus (Asian swallowtail) is the source of this 1706-nucleotide messenger RNA. Its product is annotated as speckle targeted PIP5K1A-regulated poly(A) polymerase. The record is from RefSeq and is a predicted model, not a curated record. Gene Ontology annotation, molecular function: RNA uridylyltransferase activity. Bases 169 to 1356 code for a protein of 395 amino acids. NCBI's taxonomy places the organism in Eukaryota, Metazoa, Arthropoda, Insecta, Lepidoptera, Papilionidae. The transcript has 4 exons.
UUGUUUUGUGUCACUGUCAUUAGUUGAAAUUGAACCAUUUUUCAAUCCGAUAUUCCUUUUAUUUUGAUAAUUGUUUUUAUAAUUUUAAUAUGACCACAUCGUAUACUAUAAAAAUCAAACGAUACCAACACGUUUUUUGAAAAGUUGUCGUCAAACCAUGUGGAGAAAAUGGCGAAUAAUGACGACAUCUUAGACAUAACCAACUUACACUUGGAAGGUAACUUUGAUUCACAAGUUGAAGGACUUAUGAAGUACAUUAGAUUGACUAGAACUGAGGUGGAACAAUUGCAAAUAUUAAUUAAUGACUUGCAGGGGACAAUGGAGAAAGCUUGGCCUGGUUGUACUGUCCAUGCAUUUGGAUCUAUUGUUACCGGGCUAGGAAUAAAAUCUAGUGACCUGGACUGCCACAUCAGCGUGCCCCCCUGGCUUUGGUCUCCGGCUAAUGUCUAUGUUUAUAAAGCCAGGGCACUCCUCAAAAAACAACCUCAUAUUUUCAAGGAGCCUUUUGCUAUCAGUGAAGCUAAGAUUCCAAUUGUAAAAUUUUACCACAUCCCGACUCAACGACAGUGCGAUAUCACUUUUACGUCCCCGCAAUCUAUCGAAAAUAGCAAAUUACUAGCUUACUAUAUGGAAUUGGAUCACAGAGGGAAGUCACUCACUAUUCUAAUAAAGUACUGGGCAAAAAUACAUGGGCUAACGGGCACUAAUUUAAUACCCAACUAUGCUAUGAUUUUACUAGUAGUAUUUUAUUUACAGCAAAAAGCCAUUUUACCGCCCGUACAUAGGCUUCAAAGCAACGAACAUAUUGUUGACAACUGGAAUGUGGCCUUUGAGGAUGUUAUGCACAUUAGUGGCAACAACAUAACCCUUUAUGAUCUUCUCGGUGGUUUCUUUAUAUUCUACAGGGAUUUUAACUAUGAUAAGUUUAUUAUUAGUCCAUUUCUGGGGCAACCAAUAACUAGAGAAUCCUUUUCCAAAGUGGGAAAUGAGCCACCAGAGUAUAGAUUAUAUAGAGAAAAUUUACAAAACGAUAGGUGUAAGCCAUUGAGAAUGGGUAGCAUAAUUUGUUUACAGGAUCCUUUCGACCACAGCAGAAAUUGUACUGUGGCAGUCCAUCCUAAGUUAGUUAAUAAAUUGAUGUCAUACUUAAGACUCGGCGCGACGGCGUAUGAAAUUGAGAAGAGUGAUGCCUUCCUCUGGGCCAUUUUAUCAAUGAGAAUAGAAGAACGUCCCGCCGUAACUACAAAAGUAGUUCCUCGAUGCAUCUUCAAAAAGAAAAACGCUAGUAAAAAACAGAAAAAAAUCUUUCAUGAAGCAUUUAUUCGUGCUCGACAAAAGAAUAAAAACAAAAUUUGAACAUAGAUAUUUUCUAACGUGUUUUCGGGAUAUUUUGAAUAUCGCAUGUAGUCUUUAGACAUAUCUAAGUGAGGGCAAAUAAGAAUUAUGAAUAUCGUAUUGUGUGAUAAUUUAAAAAUAAGGUACAAUUGAUAACAAAGAUUAAAUAAACUCUUUAAAUAAAUUUAGGGCUGUAAUUCAGGUUUUAAUGCUUGUCCGAGAAGGACUCCAGUUUUUUCUGUUUUAGUGUGUGUGUUAAUGUAAGAUCAGUGAAACCGGAAAAUCUAUUUAUUUUUAAUAUUUAAGAUGAAUGUAAUGUAAUUCUAAGCAUAUAAUUUGUGAAGUAUUAAAUGUAACAGAUUGUGAUUAAA